Messenger RNA from Pogonomyrmex barbatus (red harvester ant), 1694 nucleotides. RefSeq names its product UTP3 small subunit processome component Sas10 (gene Sas10). NCBI's taxonomy places the organism in Eukaryota, Metazoa, Arthropoda, Insecta, Hymenoptera, Formicidae. Gene Ontology annotation, cellular component: small-subunit processome; nucleolus. Gene Ontology annotation, biological process: maturation of SSU-rRNA from tricistronic rRNA transcript (SSU-rRNA, 5.8S rRNA, LSU-rRNA). The record is from RefSeq and is a predicted model, not a curated record.
CCUUUUACAUGGAAGGAACGAUUCUUCGUCGCCAUCGCUUGGGUACCGAAAGGAACUUUACAGGUUUAUGGUUGCACAUGUAGAAGUAACGUGGAAAUUAUUUAUAUUCCUUCGAAAUAUCCUGAAACACUUGCAAGAAUGGUUCAACAAAAAAAGAACAAAAAGGCUUCCCAAUGAGGACAUCGACGAAGAUAUGGAAGAUGAUAUUGAGGAUAUAGAUAUAAAUGCUGUAACAGACUCGGAAGAAGAAUAUACGGAAACUGAGAGAAAAUUGCUAGAAAAGGUACGACAACAACGUGUUACUGAAGACUUUGAUAGUGAUGAUGAAGUCUACAAACUGCAAGAUGAAAGCGAAGAUGAUCAGCAAGAUUCAAUGGAAUCUGACAUUGAAGGAGCACAAGAGGAUUAUGAUAUGCCAAAUGAUAGAGCUUGGGGCAAUAAGGCAAAAACUUUUUAUUCAUCAGAUUUCAAAUAUACAGAUUAUGCAUCGGCGCCUCAGAAGGACUUGGUCAAUGCAGACAUGGAAGAGGAAGAAGGAAAAAGGCUACAUUUAAGAUCGAUGGGACAACAUUUAACUCUUGAUGGUUCAAAUUUUAGUAAAAAUAAAAUAUCUGAAGUCAUAGAGGACAGCAAAAUUGUUCAGGAAGAUAAUGAACUAGUAUCUGAUAAGGAAUCUUUUAUGAUCAUGAUCGAUACUUUUAAAGAAUAUAUGACAGAGGCAAAGAAUAUUUUGGUACCUUUCCUCGAAUUAGUAAAAAACGGAACAUGUCCCGAUUGUAGUGCAGUAACUUUCGUCAGAACCAAAUAUGAGAUUAUAUUAAAUUAUUGUAUAAAUAUUUCAUUUUGUUUAAUGCUGAGAGCCAAGGAAUUACCAGUGAAGUCGCAUCCGGUGAUAAAGCGUUUGGAGCAGUACCAUCAACUGCUUCAUCAAUUACAGUCGGAGCAGGGAAAUUUGUUAGAGGAAAUAACAGAGAUAUUGAAAGCAGUGAAAGAAGGCAAACCUCUGUAUAGCAUAUCAGAUUCUCAAAAACAAAUUAAUGAAAAAUCUCCAAGAUCUACUAGUUUGAUUAAAAAAUUGGCGCAUAAAAAAGAAAUUAUGGAACAUUCACUAUCCGAUAGUUUGGAUGAGGAAAUGACUACAGAUGAAGAGCUGGAUAUUGAAGAGAAGCAUGAUAACAAGAUAAUGAUUGACGAGAAAGACAAUAAUACAAAUGAAGAGAUAGCCAAGAGACCAAUAACAUACCAAAUAUUAAAGAAUAAAGGUCUCACGCCUUAUCGCAAGAAGGAACUGCGCAAUCCGCGAGUAAAACACAGAAAUAAAUAUCGUAAAGCCAAGAUUCGCAGGAAGGGUGCAGUACGAGAAAUAAGGAAAGAAUUGACUCGCUAUGCAGGAGAAAUCUCAGGUAUCAAAGCAGGUGUAAAGAAAGGCAUUAAAUUGAAGUGAUAAAUGAAAAAAAGGAAUUUAUCUUUAUUGAUCAUAUAUGUGAUCUGAUGAAUAUCGUAUAUUCAAUUGUGUAUUCUAAUUAAAUAUUAAUUUCUUAUUAAUAUAUAUUUAAAAUUCAUUAUUCCUUAUAUAUCAUAUACUUCUAAAUCGUCUAAAAAUUAUUGACAAAUCACUAUUUCUGUGAAUAUAGAUCAAUCAAUGUAACUUGCUUUUUAUCUUUUUGUAAUUCUAAGAAUUAAAGUCUAUGAAC